This is a messenger RNA of Papilio polytes (common Mormon), 2595 nucleotides long. RefSeq names its product zinc finger protein Gfi-1b (gene sens-2). Lineage: Eukaryota; Metazoa; Arthropoda; Insecta; Lepidoptera; Papilionidae. The coding region runs from base 175 to 1623 and encodes 482 amino acids. Gene Ontology annotation, cellular component: nucleus. The record is from RefSeq and is a predicted model, not a curated record. The transcript has 6 exons.
AUUCGCCUUAAUAUAUACCCGCGAUCCGCGUCGGCCGCACGCAAUGCGACCCCGACAGAACGUAUCCGAACGUUCCAUUAACUGAUACUUUACGUCUAUGCUAGAGAAGAUAUCCGAACAUUUAAGUGACAGAUGACUUUUUAAUUUUUGUUUUUUUAAACGUAAAUAUUGACAAUGGAAGUUAGUGCGAUGCCACCGAUGCCACUGGACUUCUCGAUGGUACGGAAUGACAGUUCACCGGGGGGAGGUAUGAGAGAAGAAUCACCAAGGCCGGUGUCAAAUAGCGCUUUCAGAGUUGUUACGCCGAAAGGUAUUUCUGCCAGUGAAGCUUUGAGAAAUGGCAUAUGCCAGUCGCUAUGGGGCUCCGCCGUGCAGCGCCCGGAGCCUCGACUGGCCUCGCCUCCACCGCCACAAACGCACGACUCUUACAAUGUUAGAGAAGAAAUAAAAUUCGGCAUCGACAGACUUGUUGGGGAAAGACACGAUGAAGAAGAAGACGAGACACAUAAUAUGGAAACAAUAAGACCCGACAACGUUUCACCAAACUCCAGAUGUGGUAGCCCAUGUUGGGCUCCUUCACCACAAUCCCCCCGUUCCAUUCGAUCCAGUUCCCCUGAACUAGAAGUCGAUUCUCCUCCAUCUUCACCCAGAAGACUACCAGAUUCAUCACCCCCUUUAAAAAGAUCAGAGGCAUUCUCAGUAAGCGCUCUACUAAGACCAGAUGCGCCGAGAGUACAGCCACAAAGACCGUUCCUAUAUCCGCCACUACCUUUCGCGGAAUUCCUCAGAGAUGCAGGUAGUCUUGGUCUUCCUGGAUGGGGUGGAUAUAGCAACUUGUAUCUGCACGCCGUGCAAGCGGCUGGACCUGAGUUACUUAGACUACGUGCUGCGGUACUCGGCGCUCCUAGUCCUUUAACCAGACCAUUGCCUAUUGGAGAUGUCUACUCGUGUGUAAAAUGCGAAAAGAUGUUCAGUACCCCUCAUGGAUUAGAAGUACACGCUCGAAGGUCUCAUAAUGGAAAGAGACCAUUUGCCUGCGAACUGUGCAGCAAGACUUUCGGACAUGAAAUCAGUCUGAGCCAGCAUAGGGCCGUGCACAGCGUGGAGAAAGUCUUCGAGUGUAAGCAGUGCGGGAAGACGUUCAAGCGGUCGAGUACUCUCUCCACACAUCUUCUGAUUCACUCUGAUACGCGGCCUUACCCCUGCCAGUACUGCGGGAAGCGCUUCCACCAGAAGUCAGAUAUGAAGAAACACACAUACAUACACACAGGUGAGAAGCCUCACAAAUGCCAGGUGUGCGGCAAAGCGUUCAGUCAAAGCUCCAAUCUGAUCACACACUCCCGCAAGCACACCGGGUUUAAGCCGUUUGCGUGCGAGCUAUGCGGGCGCGCCUUCCAACGCAAAGUUGACUUGCGACGACACCGAGAGACCCAGCACGCGGACCUCAGAGCCCCGCAACAUCUACCCCACACUGACGUGCAUGGUAUGCACGCACAAGAUAUGCAUGCGGUCGAUCAUCGAAUAGACCUUCGUCCCCCGCACCCCGAGCUGCGCCCCCCGCAUCCCGACUUCCGCAGCCACCUGAGCAGCGCUGUGCAACCCCUGCAGGCGUUGCCCUCCUGAACCUCGACAGCCUUCGCGCCACCCGACUGGCGUUGAGGCAAUCCCACACUUACCACUUAAGUCUUAGAGUUCAAUUUUCAGUGGGCGCUUGUACCUAGGUUUGCACCAAAGAUUCUUUCGAGGUAUCAAUGUGAUUUUAUUGUGAAUGUUCAAUCUAUCUGGAUUUAUGAUGCGCCUAUAACAUGUAUUGUAAACUAUUGCCAAUUAUUUUUUUGGAGUUAUUGACAUUACACACAUGUUUUUAAUAUAGUUUCGAUGUUAUAUGCAAAUCUAUUAGACAGAUUAGAUAAUGGAUCCUUAGCAAAACCAUUAGAAAGUAGAAAUAAUACCUUGUUUCUAUAGCUGUAAAGUUUAAUUUCCAAAGCGCUAUUGCGACAUAUGAUCCUAGAUAUAGUCAUGUAAACCUAAGAGGUAUGUGAAAUAAAAAAUACUUUGUAAGCAUUAUAUAAAAGGCUUCAUUUUGUGAUCUCAUCGUGAAAGUACAGGCUGUCUUGUUUAUUCUUAAGUUUGGUUUAAAUAUUCGGUGUUUGUACUAACAUGACAUUUGUAAAAUUAAAUAGAUAUUUUGGUUACCAAGCUAUUUCAUACAAACAGCUUUUAAAUUCAUUACAUUAGUAUUGUAUUGAUAAUCUAUGUUACCAAAAGAACAUCCAUAGUUUUCGAAAAAAAAAAUAAUUCUAACCUAAAAACUGUUUUCGUUUACAGACUUUGUUAAUUGUAAAAUGUCUUAGUACAUACGUAUGUAUAUUUUGCACUCCAUUAGUUUGUAAAUCUAAACAAAAUGCAAGUUAUAAAAACAUGCUUAUCAUUCCAAAAAUGUAUACUUGUUCCAUUUUUUAGCAUUCCUAUGAAAUGACAUUUAGGAUGAGUUAAGAGUUUUAAAAUGUAAUACCAAAAAUGUUGUUAAAACAACAUAAAUGCAUACUUCAUAUCAUAGUUCGUGUAAUUGUAUUGGCAAUAAUAUGUAGACGU